Molecule: messenger RNA, 2938 nt
Organism: Xiphophorus hellerii (green swordtail)
Lineage: Eukaryota; Metazoa; Chordata; Actinopteri; Cyprinodontiformes; Poeciliidae
Gene: mvb12ba
Product: multivesicular body subunit 12Ba
Exons: 10
Coding region: 262-1143 (293 amino acids)
Biological process (GO): virus maturation; viral budding; regulation of epidermal growth factor receptor signaling pathway
Cellular component (GO): late endosome; ESCRT I complex
Source: RefSeq, a predicted model, not a curated record
AAAAAGUAAGGAAAGGCUCUUCCAGUUCUCCCAGGACUUAGCUGUGCUCAUGAUUUACCUCUGAUACCGCUAGCUGGAGAUCCAGUAUGCAGAUAUUCACAAAGCAACACUUGUUUCGGACUACUUCGUUGAACAUGAAAAUUUCCUAGGUACACAAAUCUCACAGGAGCUGUCAGAAGGCGCAGAAAAGGAAAACACUUGAGAAAAUAUCAGUAGGCCGGUGUAAUCCAAGUGCUCCCCUUUUGCUAGAACACUGCAGAGAUGCCUGAAGUCCGGGACCUUUCAGAGGCCUUGCCAGAGAUGUCUAUGGAUCCAAUCACUGGAGUUGGAGUAGUGGCUUCCAGGAACAGGGCCCCCUCUGGAUAUGAUGUGAUAUCUAUAACAACAGAUGGCCUGGAUGCAGACUUGUGGAAAGAUGGCCUUUUCAAAUCCAAGGUGACCCGUUACCUGUGUUUCACCAGAGUUUUCUCUAAAGAAAAUAGCCAUUUAGGCAAUGUUCUUGUAGACAUGAAGCUGAUUGAUAUAAAGGACACUUUGCCAGUGGGCUUCAUCCCAAUCCAGGAGACUGUCGACACUCAGGAACAGGCUUUCAGAAAGAGGCGGCUUUGUAUCAAGUUUAUUCCGAGAGAUUCAACAGAGGCAGCUAUCUGUGACAUCCGUAUCUUGGGACGAACCAAACAGGCCCCUCCUCAGUAUACCUUUAUUGGGGAGCUCAACAACAUGGGAAUCUGGUAUCGCAUGGGGAAUGUUCCUCGUGCUCAAGACUCGACGCACACACCAACAACCAACAAUGUCCAAAAUGCUAAUUCCUCCACUGUUCCAAUCUCAUCUACUCCUAUGCCCAAGCAUAUUUCCAUGACCCUGCCAGCUAGCUUCAGAGGAAAGAACACCACCAGACCAGACUAUGAGCACCAGAACUCCAAUCUGUAUGCUAUCUCAGCUAUGGAUGGAGUGCCCUUUAUGAUUUCUGAGAAGUUUGCCUGCACCUCUCCUGAACUGCAGCAGGUGGAUCUGAUGGGCAUUACUAUCAAGUCUCUAGCUGAGAUUGAAAAAGAGUAUGAUUACAGCUUCCGCACUGAGCACAGUGCAGCCGCUCGCCUCCCUCCCAGUCCAACACGAACCUCCUUGAGCUCUGAAGCCUGAUGCUCCAGUCCUUAGCAACUCUGUAGGCAAUAAAUUUCAACAAGAGAGACACAGCUACUGAAUACCUGCCCACACCAAACAGUGAACCACCAACCUCUCUAAGAUGAAGCUGGAGCCAAGCAUGGUGCUGACUGAAAACACUGCAUACAACACAGAGGAGCUGGCUGUUGGAGGACUGAGAUUAUGGAUUUGUUUUGCUGCAAAUGUAGGAGAAUCUCAGUCAUACACAUUACAUCCAAAGCAAAGGAUGUUUUAUAAACAUGGUGAAAGGAUCCCAUAUAGUAAUGGAGAACGUCUGUUGAGCUUUUAUUAUUCUCUAAAAGCAGAUGUGCCAACUUCUAAAGUACCUGCUGCUGUGUUCUGAAUCAACGCAUCAAAAGGGAAGUUCAAGUUUUUCUGGUCUGUAUGGGAAAAUACAUUGUCCUCUUCUUGUUACUGUUGUAUACUGGUUUGACUGUAAGUGCACUUUGUGUUCGGGACUUUUAGUGUGCUUCCUUUUUGCCUGAGAUAUCCUGUAACCACUUUCGAUAUUUUUUACGAGCCAACAUCUUGUGAGCCACUGUUACAGUUUGCUAACUCCUAUCAUGGCUUCCACUGCUUAGUUACCAAAACCACUACAAAGUCUCAGCUAAAUUGGCUGAAUACUAAAUGUGGCUGACUAUUCCAUUAGAAUAAAUACAUUGCCUUCAUUAUACUUUUUUUCUUCAUUCUGAAGGGAAAAAAUUGCAUUUUUGUUUUACUGGUUAAAUAACUUCCUGAGUUGACAUCAACUGCCCUGUUAUGUAUUUUAGUAUGUCUGUACACAGUUAAAAAGACUUUUCAGAAUAUGUAUUUUUAAUUGUUAAACAAUUGAGUUUAUGGAUCCUUUUUGGGAAAAAACAUGCCUCGACUUUGGAUUCAGAUUUCACCUUCUAAAGUUUGUGUUUGUUUAUAAUCCCCAAAUUUCUUACGAUCAUCUGUAAUAUUUAUAUAUUGAUCAUAUCUGAUAUUAUAGGAAUUUGUAACAAUAGCAAGAGGCCAAAUGGGUUUUCAGUUACUACUCCCUUGUAACAAUUAUUAACAGCAUAGGAGUAGAUUCAUUCACUGACAGAUUUUUUUGUUAUUUAAUGCUACAAUCUGCUGCUGAGGGAGACAUUAUAUACCUUGUUCUUCAGUUGUCUGUUUAAACUUUGGAUUCUUAUGCUCAUGCUUUUAGGAGCUCACAGCCACACUGAGUUAGUCUGUGAAUAUGAGCACUGUAUUUACUGUGUUUUAAUGUAUUUCAACUCGAAGCGUACUGGUAAUAAUCUGACAAUUUUCUAUUACUUAACUCACUCCAAAUACUUAAGUGUUAAAUGUUUGGUAUUUGCAGUUUUAUCAAGUCACUAGCACAGAAUAACUAAUUUUUCUAUUGUCUGUAUAAUUUAUUAGUUUAUUGUGACCAUGUUUUCUGUUAGGCUCACUUCUGUUCAUUAGAGUAAACAAAACCUAGAAAAAAGCCCUUGGUUCCGUUGAUAUUAUCAGGUUAAAAAAGUCUGUGCUUGCUCUCUGUUAAGCUAUGUAUUAUUUUUUAGAUUUAGUGUUCACUUCAAAGACUGGCUAAACAAUUAACAGCUCACUAACUCUGUUUUCAAAGUGUUUGUUAGUCUGUUUGCAUGGUGACACAAUGAAGCAUCAGAAGAUUUAGAAUGUGUUUUAGGGUAAUAAAAUAAGAUUUUGUUUCUCAAACAGAUUUUAUUCUUUAUGUAUAAACAAAUCAACUUUAGUGGAAAUUGUGUUACAAGGAAGGUCUAUUAAACUGUGAUAAGCAUUGAUA